Molecule: messenger RNA, 1150 nt
Organism: Entrophospora candida
Lineage: Eukaryota; Fungi; Glomeromycota; Glomeromycetes; Entrophosporales; Entrophosporaceae
Source: the annotation of a GenBank genome assembly
AUUAAUUCUUUUACACAGACCAGAAAGUUGGGGCAAGCGUUAUAUGUUUCAAGGAGUUAAAGGUCAACCAGGUGCAAUACGCUGUAGUGCUGAUAAUAAAACCCUCUUGAAAAAUUUAAAAGCUUCUCAGAUACUUUCAAUAGUAGAAGUUAAAACUGAACAGUUAAUGAGAAAUUUGAUAAAAGAUGGAACUGAAUUGUCUGAGGCAUAUAACACAGCAUUGACAGUGGAUGAUGAUGGAACAGCAGAAUAUACUAGGCAUCAAAAAAUUAUUAGAAUCAUUAGACAAAUAUUUGGAUAUAUGGUUGUUAAUGACCUACAAUAUGGUUUGCUUACAACAUACAUUCGAACAUGGUUUUUUUACUGUCAAUAUCAAAAUCCAGACAUAAUUUACAUUUCUCCUGCAGUUUAUAUCAAUCAGGGACACACAGAUAAUUAUGCCUCAUUCUCUGAAUGUGUACGUUCUAAGAAAAAGGGUGUUUUUAAGAAUUCUUUGAGGGUAUUCACUCGUAGCAUGUCAAAAAAAGGUAAAGAAACAGCAAUUAGCGAUGAUGAACUUCUCAAAAACAUGAAAAAUUAUAAACGCAACCAAAUUUCUUUUGGUGAUUUGUUGGGAGGUGGUCGAUCUGGUGCUGUUUUUACAGCCAAGUUUUAUGAAAAAAUAGGUGCUCUUAAAAUGGUUGACUUAUAUAAAAAGGAGUAUCUGGUAACUGAAAUGCUAAAUGAAAUUAAAAUCUACCUUGGACCUCUUGUGGACAUCCAGGAAAUUUUCAUACCAAAGCUUCUAAAAUAUGGAGUUCUUCAUGAAGCUUUUGUAUUUAUUUUUAUUCCAUUUGCUGGAAGAUCUUUUGCAGAGCUAGAAAAUAAUGUCACAAAAGAAGAGAAGAAGUUGGCUAUUUUGGGCUUACAAGCAAUACAUGCAAGAGGGGUAAUGCAUGGAGAUGUCAGAUUAGAGAAUGUAAUGGUAAAGAGAGAUGAAUUGGUGGGUAAGACUCUUGUGUGGUGGAUUGACUUUGGAUGGAGCAGAAUGGGAUGCAAUGAAAAAGUUCUGAAUAUGGAGUUGAUUGAGUUGAAACGUUUACUUGGCAUGACAAGUAAGCAUGAUACAAUAAUUAGUGCAAUCUGCAAUAUAUCAACAUCUCAGCAAUAG